AACUGGACGAGUGAACCGUUAGCUGCAGCAGCUAAAAGAAAUCGAAGAAGUUGUGGAGGAGGAGUGCUGCCCAGUGCAAUCCAGUGAUUAUCGAGAAUCAAACAUUCAGUGACAUCCAGUGAUUAAGUGUGAUCCAGCAGAACCAAAAGGAUUAACACAUUUGAUUUAUUUCAAUUGGAUACCUCAAAAGCAUCCGACGCAGAAUGCACAUCCAUUCAGCCCUUCUGCUAGUCCUGGCUGUGGCCACUGGCCUUUGGGUCAGCAGUGUUGAGGCGGCAGCCACCGGUGCUCCCGCGGCAACGGCCACUACUGCCAAACCGAAAGGAUUCGAGGCACGCUCGUUGGACGUCAAUGCUAGCGGAGCCGAGGAGGAGGACGAGUUCGAGACGCAGGCCCAGACGCAUCUGGCCUACCGCCAGCAGCCACAGCAGCAGCGCCAGCUGUACGAAUACAGCGAGGAGGAACAGGAGGAGCCGCCGCGUCAGGUCUAUGUCAACAGGAAUGCCAAGCAACAGAGCAACUUCCUUAAGAUCCAGGGCCAGCUCAAGAAGCCACUCAGUGAAGAGAGCGAAGAGGAGGAGGAGGAAGUUGAGGAGCCCGAUCGCCUGUCCACUCUGCUGAGCAAGUCCUCCUUCAGCUGCAAUGACAGGAACUCUGGUUACUAUGCCGAUGAAUCGCUGAGCUGUGAGGUGUUCCACUAUUGUCAGGAUAGCCAGAAGCACUCAUGGAUCUGCCCAGAGGGCUUCACCUUCCAUCAGAUCCAUCUGAUCUGUAUGCCACCCUCUCACGAUAACAUCUGCAAGCAAUCCUCCAAGUAUCAUAUUGUGAACGAUUACCUGUACAAGCCCAUCAAUCUUCAGGAGCACCAGAGCAAGCCUAAUGUGACGCUUCGCUACUCGGAGCGUUACUUCCCGGAAAACUACUACGAACACGAGCGUUACGAUGACGAAGAGGAGGAGGAGCCCGCACCCAGGCCACGCAUCCAGCCUCAGCAGCAGCCACAACAGCACCACCAUCGCAUCCAGCAGCAGCAGCCCCAGCAGCAACAUCGCCAAGUUGUGGCCUACCAGCAGCCACAGCAGCAGCCGCAAGUGCGUGUCCAGUACCAGCAGCCCCAGCAUCAGCAAGUGCAGCAUCAGACGGCUGCCCCACAGCCUCAGGUGGUGACGCAGAUCCGCCACCAGCCGCAACCACAGCCCACGACAUUGGCCUACAGGAAGCCACUGCCCGCCACGACCGUCCAGCCACAGCUACAGUUCCACCAGCCGCAGCUGCAGCUUCACCAGCAGCGGCCACAAACGUUGGCGCCCACCGUGACGCCGGCGCCGUAUCGCUUCUUCACCGCCGCCCCCCAGCUGCAACACUUGCAACAGCAGCAGCAACAAGUCUUCCGCACGCCCGAGGAGAUCAAUAUCUCGCUCCAGCAGCGCCGGCCGCAGGUCUUUAUCGCCACAACGCCGAGGUACUACGAGGAUGAGUACCUCUACGAGCGGAGGAAGUAAGGCGGAUGAGAGAUGGAGUGAGCAGAAAACAGUCUUGUCGUUGUCUCGUGUACAUUUCGCCCCCUCCCCAAACUCUGUGCGUAACUCUGUUAGCUUUAAGCUCUCUUCCCUAGCUCCCUGGUAAAUCCAAGCGCGAGUUUUGAGUACCUAUUUGUAAUAUUUAAUGUCCUGCUAGAAGAAUCCGCCUUCUAACUCAAUUCGUUAAUAAAGGAAGCCACAUAAGUUAAA
Messenger RNA from Drosophila bipectinata, 1730 nucleotides. RefSeq names its product putative mediator of RNA polymerase II transcription subunit 12. NCBI's taxonomy places the organism in Eukaryota, Metazoa, Arthropoda, Insecta, Diptera, Drosophilidae. Gene Ontology annotation, molecular function: chitin binding. Gene Ontology annotation, cellular component: extracellular region. The record is from RefSeq and is a predicted model, not a curated record.